Lampris incognitus (smalleye Pacific opah) is the source of this 2890-nucleotide messenger RNA. RefSeq names its product motor neuron and pancreas homeobox 1-like. The record is from RefSeq and is a predicted model, not a curated record. Gene Ontology annotation, molecular function: sequence-specific double-stranded DNA binding; DNA-binding transcription factor activity, RNA polymerase II-specific. Gene Ontology annotation, biological process: neuron projection morphogenesis; central nervous system development; spinal cord motor neuron cell fate specification. The transcript has 3 exons. Gene Ontology annotation, cellular component: nucleus. Lineage: Eukaryota; Metazoa; Chordata; Actinopteri; Lampriformes; Lampridae. Bases 467 to 1441 code for a protein of 324 amino acids.
GAAAAAAGAGGUUCCUUCACUUUUACAAGUGCAAUUAUAUUUUCAAGCUUUCUUUCUUUCUUUCUUUCUUUCUUUCUUUCUUUCUGUCUUUAAUGUGUUUAAAGACGGAGUCUGGUCCUGUGCUCAUCUGACCAAUCAGCACAGAGGUGAGCUGAGGAGCGGUUCGGUACUGGGAAGUUGCCAGCUCGCAUCUGGAGUGGGCGACGCAGUUUUUACGCACGGAGCUCGGGGGGAAGAGGGGCAACAAGGAGGAAUUGCUGCACAGAGGAGUUGUUGCCAGUCGACCGUUAGGUUUACAGCUACACUGCUCUCUGCGUUUUAUCUUCUGACGAAGUUUAACCAGCUCACGUGUUUUUAUCUACACAUUUCAUGAUGUGUCUGCAAAUUUAGUUGAAUUUUGGAUUGCAGGAGGAUAAUUGCCCAACUUUUAACAAAAAAAAACAAAAAACAAAACAUCAGGUUUUUGAUGGAAAUGACCACAGCCAUGGAGAAAUCCAAAAACUUCCACAUCGAUGCGCUUCUGGCGCACGACGUUGCGCUGCGCAGAGACGGAGACGCGGCGUCGCCGAGGCGCAACCGGAGCCCCGUCAGCGGCCGCGGCAGCCCCGCGUCAUGCCGGGGAUCCGAGUCCCCUUCCCCUAAAGACAUCUCUCAUAUCCCGCCAGGCUUCUUCCCGAAAUCCCCCCUCCUCAACUUCUCUCACUCGGGAUUCGCCGCGCUGCCCCAGGCGGUUUUCCACGGAGUGUAUUCGAGUCCGCUGUACCCUCUGGCGGGCCUGGGAGGCCAGCAGCCCGCCCUCAUCUACCCCGGCUUAGCCCAGUUUGCCCAGCCGUACCCGGAGCAGCUGAAGGCGGCGGCGGUGGCCGGGGCACUCCCGCUGGAGUCCUGGCUACGAGCCGGCAUGGUCAUUCCCAGACUGGGGGAUGCGGCCCCGGCCCAGCCAGGUUUGUUGGGGAAGUGUCGGAGGCCCAGGACGGCCUUCACCAGCCAGCAGCUGCUGGAACUAGAAAACCAGUUCAAGCUCAACAAGUAUCUGUCCAGACCCAAACGCUUUGAGGUGGCAACCUCACUCAUGCUGACCGAAACUCAGGUUAAGAUCUGGUUCCAGAAUAGACGUAUGAAGUGGAAGCGCAGCCGCAAAGCCAAAGAUCAGACUGCCUCAGCCCCAACAUCUUCUGACACAGAGAGACCUGGAGCUGACAGACCAAACACCAAUGCAACUGAGGACACCCACAGUUCCAGCCUUGAAGAUGAAGAGGAGCUAGAAGGAGAGGAUGAGGAGGAAGAUGAGGAGAUAGAGGUGUCAAGGGCGGGGUCUUUAGGCUCUGUAGGCUUCUUCAGGCACACAGCAGGAGGAGGAAGAACAGGGAACUACAUCAAUUUCUCUAAGGAGGAGUUAAAGGAUGGAGGCGCAGAGAGGAGGACUGGGGUUUGCCUUUAGGGGAAAAUGUUUAGCAUGCUUUUUAUUGUUCCUCUUUUUCAGUUCAUUAUUCUUUACAAAGAAUGCACAAUGAAGUCAGAUACAUAAAUAUGGUGGUUCCACCUUGCCCAUCCCGCAGAGCUAGCAUGUGUAAAGCUGGAGUUUUCAAACUAGAAAUAUUAGCCAAUUGGACAUUUUACACUGUGGGCUGGGUUUGAAAAUAGGAGGCUAUCAUCUUUAUGCAUCUGAUCCAGUCAUGGGUUAAGUGGGCCAUAUCUAUCUGCAUCUCAGCAAGCAAGGCUUACAGACAAUGGACCUGAGCCACUGGUCAUAUGAAAGAGUUGUGGUGUUCUUUUCAAAUGCCACAAAAAUGCCUGUCCAAUGAUUCUAUAUUUAUUUAAAACUAUGAUUAGAGCUAAUGACAGGGAAGGAUGGGACAUGAGCUGGUUUUCCAUGUUAUUGUGGCCUCUCAUUUGAUGAUUGGUUGAAGUGUGACAAGACAGUGUCAGUAUUACAUUGUUACAAAUGCUUCUGUUACAAAAUAAUAUAUACUCCCAAUAUGGUCUUUCUUCUAGAAUCUACAUUUGGUGAAUUACAAAUAUUCCGAUAUUAUAACAUAUCCAACCAACAAAAAAAAGAAGCAUAUAUGAGAUAAUUAAAUUCCCACACAUUCACAUUGAAAGCUGACAUAUACUGAAGGUCAUCAUUGUUUUAGAGGCUGUUGACUUAAGCAAAAAAAAAAAACCCAAAAAAAUCAGUACUGUACAAUUGAAUUUACUGUAUUCAUCAUCUGAACCGCUUAUCCUGCUCUCAGGGUUGCUGGAACCUAUUCCAGCAGUCAUUGAGCAGCAGGCAGGGAGACACCCUGGACAGGUCACCACACCCUCCACACACAUUCAUUCAUUCAUUCAUUCAGUUAUACCUAGGGACAAUUUUUAGUAUGACCGAUUCACCUGACCUACGUGUCUUUGGACUGUGGGAGGAAACCGAAGCCCUCGGAGGAAACCCACGCAGACACGGGGAGAACAUGCCAACUCCACACAGAGAACAACCCGGGAUGACCCACCAAGGUUGGACUACCCCGGGGCUCGAACCCAGGACCUUUUUGCUGUCAGGCGACUGCGCCACCGUGCCACCCUGCGUUUAUCAAAUAUAACAAAAUAUAGAAAGGGGUUUGAGUAGUCUAUUUUCAUCAUUAUUUAAAACUGAAAAACUCCACAAAAUGUUCCAGGCUGACUUUUAAACGCACACACACACACACACACACACACACACACACACACACACACACACACACACACACACACACACUAGUUAGAAAGGCUGCAAUUAGAUUAUUUAAACCACUAAGAUAUUACUUCUUUUAAACUGUCAUUUUCCCUGUACUGUGUAAAUUGUACUCUUAUUACAGCAUAUGUAAUGCAGAUUAUGUUAUUUAAUUUAAAGACUUAGAUCCUAAUAUAUUUUGCU